This is a messenger RNA of Clupea harengus (Atlantic herring), 746 nucleotides long. Its product is annotated as C-X-C motif chemokine 11-6-like. The record is from RefSeq and is a predicted model, not a curated record. Gene Ontology annotation, cellular component: extracellular region. Gene Ontology annotation, biological process: defense response; immune response; chemotaxis. Gene Ontology annotation, molecular function: chemokine activity. NCBI's taxonomy places the organism in Eukaryota, Metazoa, Chordata, Actinopteri, Clupeiformes, Clupeidae.
AUUAAAUGAAGAAAUGGGACCAAAAAAAAAGAAGGACAUGUGAAAGUUGAAGUACCCGUCUUGUGUGAUGCAGGACAAGAAGGACGAGAUGCGAUACUUAGGGAAACUCCCUGAUCUGACAGAAUAAAUACAGGCAUGUUUGCCACCGUUUGACAGUUUCACAGCCUCACACCGAUACAACAGCUGAUACAGACGGCAGAUCUUCACCCAUUUCAACAAUGAAGUCAGCAGCUCUCAUCUCUCUUCUUGCCGUCAUGCUCUUUGUAGUUGUGAGAGGGCAACGGGAUACUCAGGGCAGAUGCCGGUGCCAGGAUGGAGGGACCGACGUCAUUCUUCCAAAGCGAAUCCAGCGGCUAGAGGUGUUCCGCCCUUCCCCCUCAUGCCCCAACGUGGAAAUCAUUGUCACUCUCAAGGAGAACAGAGGACAAAAGUGCCUGAAUCCAGAAAGCAAAUUUGCCAGGAAUUACAUCAAGAGCGCCGUCAAAAAGAGGAGUACAAAAUAAAAUGCAUUUUACAAGUCCACUGAUCUCUCUCCGAGGUCAGACAAAAGACAGCUAUUACUUUAUCCACAUCAAGAACAUAUCAGCAAGAAUACCAGUUGUUUAACAUGGAUGUUAUUUUAGAGUCUUUUUAUAUUUGAAAAUGAAAUGAAAUGUAAUAUACCUUUUUUUGGGUUUGUUCCUGUCAAAUUGUUAUGUGAAAUGUAUUGUUUACAUGUGAUGUUCAUGAAGAUAUUUAUACUGAAU